Messenger RNA from Pelecanus crispus (Dalmatian pelican), 3854 nucleotides. Lineage: Eukaryota; Metazoa; Chordata; Aves; Pelecaniformes; Pelecanidae. The record is from RefSeq and is a predicted model, not a curated record.
CUGGUGAUGGAGUUCUGUGGCGCUGGCUCUGUCACCGACCUCAUCAAGAACACGAAGGGGAACACCUUGAAGGAAGAGUGGAUCGCCUACAUCUGCAGAGAGAUUUUACGGGGCUUGAGUCAUCUACACCAGCACAAAGUAAUUCAUCGAGACAUCAAGGGACAGAACGUAUUGCUGACGGAAAAUGCAGAAGUUAAACUAGUGGAUUUUGGUGUCAGUGCUCAGCUGGACAGAACGGUGGGCAGGAGAAACACCUUCAUUGGAACGCCUUACUGGAUGGCCCCCGAGGUCAUUGCCUGCGAUGAAAAUCCUGAUGCCACUUAUGACUUCAAGAGCGACUUGUGGUCCUUGGGGAUAACAGCCAUCGAGAUGGCGGAAGGUGCUCCCCCUCUCUGUGACAUGCAUCCCAUGAGAGCCCUCUUCCUUAUCCCCCGCAACCCAGCCCCGAGGUUGAAAUCAAAGAAGUGGUCUAAAAAGUUUCAGUCCUUCAUUGAGAGCUGCCUAGUGAAGAACCACAGCCAGAGACCAACCACGGAGCAGCUGAUGAAGCACCCCUUCAUCCGAGACCAGCCCAAUGAAAGGCAGGUCCGCAUCCAGCUCAAGGACCACAUCGACAGGACUAAAAAGAAGCGAGGAGAGAAAGAUGAGACAGAGUACGAGUACAGUGGAAGUGAGGAGGAGGAGGAGGAAAAUGACUCCGGAGAGCCCAGCUCCAUCCUAAACCUGCCCGGGGAGUCGACGCUGAGACGGGAUUUCUUGAGGCUGCAGCUGGCGAACAAGGAGCGGUCGGAGGCGUUGCGCCGGCAGCAGCUGGAGCAGCAGCAGCGAGAGAACGAGGAGCACAAGCGGCAAUUGCUGGCUGAGCGGCAGAAGCGGAUCGAGGAGCAGAAGGAGCAGAGGCGAAGGCUGGAGGAGCAGCAGAGGCGGGAGAAGGAGCUGCGGAAGCAGCAGGAGCGGGAGCAGCGGCGGCACUACGAGGAGCAGAUGCGGCGGGAGGAGGAGCGGCGGCGUGCGGAGCACGAGCAGGAGUACAUCAGGCGACAGUUAGAGGAGGAGCAGAGACAGUUAGAGAUCCUGCAGCAGCAGUUGUUGCAGGAGCAAGCGCUACUUCUGGAGUAUAAGCGCAAGCAGCUGGAGGAGCAGCGGCAAGCGGAGAGGCUGCAGAGGCAGCUCCAGCAGGAGCGGGACUACCUGGUCUCCCUGCAACAGCAGCAGCAGCAGCAGCGGCAGGACCAGAGGCCGGCAGAGAAGAAACCCCUCUACCAUUACAAAGAAGGGAUAAAUGCCAGCGAGAAACCAGCGUGGGCCAAGGAGGUGGAGGAGCGCUCCCGGCUCAAUCGCCAGAGCUCGCCGGCCAUGCCCCAUAAGGUGGCCAACCGGAUUUCUGACCCCAACCUGCCUCCUCGGUCGGAGUCUUUCAGCAUCAGCGGCGUGCAGCCGGCCCGGACCCCACCCCUGCUCCGACCCGUGGACCCGCAGAUUCCACAUCUGGUCACUGUGAAAUCCCAAGGAAGCUCCUUGUCUGGGUCUCAGUCACUGCAUGAACAGCCUGCAAAGGGACUGGCUGGGUUUCAGGAGGUUCUGACGGUGACCUCUCACCGCACUGAGAUGCCAAGGCAGAACUCGGACCCCACCUCAGAAAACCCUCCUCUGCCCCCUCGCAUUGAAAAGUUUGACCGAAGUUCUUGGUUACGGCAGGAGGAAGACAUUCCACCAAAGGUGCCUCAACGAACCACUUCCAUAUCCCCUGCUCUGGCGAGGAAGAACUCCCCAGGGAAUGGCAGUGCCCUGGGGCCCCGGCUGGGCUCCCAGCCCAUUCGGGCAAGCAACCCGGACCUGAGGAGGACAGAGCCCAUCGUGGAGAACCCACUGCAGAGGACCAGCAGCGGCAGCUCCUCCAGCUCCAGCACUCCCAGCUCCCAGCCCAGCUCCCAGGGCGGGUCCCAGCCUGGCUCCCAGGCUGGCUCCAGCGAGCGCAACAGAGUCAGAGGGAACGCCAAGCCCGAAGGGUCCCCUGUACUCUCCCACGAGCCCGCCAAGGUAAAGCAGGAAGACAACAGGGACGUGACGCGACCGAGCCGACCCGCUAGCUAUAAGAAAGCUAUAGAUGAGGAUCUGACGGCAUUAGCCAAAGAGUUGAGGGAGCUGCGCAUUGAAGAAACCAAUCGCCCCCUGAAGAAGGUGACGGACUACUCCUCCUCCAGCGAGGAGUCGGAAAGCAGUGAGGAGGAGGAGGAGGACGGGGAAAACGAGACGCACGAUGGGACCGUGCCUGUCAGUGACAUCCCACGGCUUAUACCGACAGGAAUUCCUGGAAGCAAUGAGCCGUACAACCUGGGAAUGGUGACAACCCACGGGCUAGAGACUUCCCAUGCAGAUACGUUUAGCAAUAUUUCAAGGGAAGGGACUUUAAUGGUGAGGGAGACCUCUGGUGAAAAAAAGCGUUCUGGCCACGCAGCCAGCAAUGGCUUUGCAGGUCACAUCAAUCUACCUGACCUGGUGCAGCAAAGCCACUCGCCUGCAGGCACGCCGACCGAGGCCCUGGGGCGAGUCUCCACGCAUGCGCAGGACAUGGACUCGGUGCCUGAAUAUGGUAUGGGAAGUAGCACCAAAGCCUCUUUCACCCCCUUUGUGGACACCAGAGUGUAUCAGACCUCGCCCACUGAUGAAGAUGAAGAUGAGGACGAAGAGUCAUCUGCUACUGCCCUGUUCACCAGCGAGCUGCUCAGACAGGAGCAGGCCAAGCUGAACGAAGCUCGGAAGAUCUCGGUGGUGAACGUCAACCCCACCAACAUCCGUCCCCACAGCGACACCCCGGAGAUUCGGAAAUACAAGAAGCGCUUCAACUCGGAGAUACUCUGUGCUGCUUUAUGGGGUGUGAAUCUGCUGGUGGGCACAGAAAACGGCCUGAUGCUGCUGGAUCGAAGCGGGCAAGGGAAGGUCUACAACCUGAUCAACAGACGGCGAUUUCAACAGAUGGACGUACUCGAGGGUCUCAACGUCCUCGUGACAAUAUCAGGAAAGAAGAACAAGCUGCGCGUGUACUAUCUCUCCUGGCUGAGAAACAGGAUUUUACACAACGACCCUGAAGUGGAGAAGAAGCAGGGCUGGAUCACGGUCGGGGACCUGGAGGGAUGCAUCCACUACAAAGUCGUGAAAUAUGAAAGAAUCAAGUUCUUGGUGAUUGCCUUAAAGAAUGCUGUAGAGAUCUACGCUUGGGCUCCUAAACCAUAUCACAAGUUUAUGGCAUUUAAGUCUUUUGCAGAUCUCCAGCACAAACCGUUGCUCGUAGAUCUCACUGUAGAAGAGGGUCAGAGACUCAAGGUUAUCUUUGGAUCACACACUGGUUUCCACGUGAUUGAUGUAGAUUCUGGGAACUCUUACGAUAUCUACAUACCAUCUCACAUUCAGGGCAAUAUUACUCCUCACGCCAUUGUCAUCCUGCCUAAAACAGACGGGAUGGAGAUGCUUGUGUGCUAUGAGGAUGAAGGCGUGUAUGUGAACACCUACGGACGGAUAACUAAAGAUGUGGUGCUCCAGUGGGGAGAAAUGCCUACUUCUGUGGCCUACAUUCAUUCCAAUCAAAUAAUGGGCUGGGGAGAGAAAGCUAUUGAAAUCCGCUCAGUGGAGACGGGACAUUUGGAUGGAGUAUUUAUGCACAAGCGAGCUCAAAGGUUAAAGUUUCUAUGUGAAAGAAAUGAUAAGGUAUUUUUUGCAUCGGUGAGAUCCGGAGGAAGCAGCCAAGUGUUUUUCAUGACCCUCAACAGAAACUCCAUGAUGAACUGGUAACAGAGGAGCACUUGGCACUCACCGCCAUGGCAUUAUUUCUAAUUUAAAGGACAUUAAACACGUGG